This is a messenger RNA of Pseudogymnoascus destructans, 1311 nucleotides long. RefSeq lists its product as uncharacterized. The transcript has 7 exons. NCBI's taxonomy places the organism in Eukaryota, Fungi, Ascomycota, Leotiomycetes, Thelebolales, Thelebolaceae. Bases 1 to 1311 code for a protein of 436 amino acids. The record is from RefSeq and is a predicted model, not a curated record.
AUGCCAGCAAACGUGGAGGAACAACGGCGACUCUAUGAACUGCGGAUUAAAAAGAAAAACAUACAUCGCCGCAAGCAAUUAGCAUCUUUACAUGCUGGCAAUAAGCUGCGCUUAGAUUCUAGCUACAAUUCUCAGUUUGAAAGUGAAUCUGGUUCUGCUGAAACCGUGUCCUACCGGCGGAAGAUAGCAGAUUUUGGUAAAGCAGGUGUCAACCUAUCAAACCACAGUGACGAUACGAAGAUUAUGAUAGUGAGGGCAGAGAAAUUUUGGGCGCUGUUUUGGGUGAAGUUAAAGGGCGAGAAAGAAGCUGCCCCUGAGGAUGAAGAUCUCGAUUUCGUACUUGGCGAUAAUCCAUCAGAGGCCCUUGCUAAGGACCCUCAGCAUGGAUAUAUGACUGACGACAUUUUAUUUGAUAUUCAUAACUGGAUCCCGCAAUAUCUCGAGCUUGACACGUCCGAAAAGGAGAAGUCUGGAGGGAAAUCUAAGAAGAAGAAGUUUACAUUCUAUGAAGGGGAAGACCUAUCAUGCUGUGCAGUCAGCUUUAUGCUAGCACUUGCUCUUGCUGAUAACGCGUUCAAAAACGAAUUCAAAUCUUAUACUUACAAUCUAGUUGUCCCUCUAGACGCUGACCGCAUAACACUUGAAUGGGACGACAAAUGGGCAGAGCGGCCUAUCUUCCAUGACGUCGAGGUCACUGCUAAUGGAGUCCGUAUUUCUAAGACCAAACCUUUCCAGUAUGCGAAGUAUCAAUAUUACUUUGUUCCCCUUGGUCGGGUGAUGGGAUAUGAGAAGGCGCUCAAGCUAUAUGGCCUACGGCGAGGUUCCGGGAAGGAGCUAAAUGAGAUCAAGCUGAAGGGCUACACCACGAUCAAGGCGGCUCAGGGAACGAAGUUGUUCGAGCAGCAUAAAGAGGCUCAAGCUAAUAUAAACAAUUUGAGAUGCCAAUUAAGCGAUGCAUUACUUGAGAAGACUAUCAAAGAAUUUCAUAUAAACGUCCACACGGAGGAGGUCACUCGACAAAUGCAGGGUAUCUUCCCUGCUGAUGCUCUCACCUCCCCUCCAAAGAAGUACGAACUCAAGGAGCAAGCUGCAAUUGUCAAAAUGCUAGGCAUGUCACUUAAUGAUUUAGAUGAGGAUCAGGUCAUUGAACUAUGGAUCGCUUUCGUCGAUAACCUGGCACUGAUCUGCAACAGACAAGGAUGCCCUCGCAAGUAUAAGGGACUGAAGUUAGAGAAGCAACAGCCGGAACAUCUCUCUGAUGUCCAGAAGAUGUAUAAAAAUAAGACGAUUGCGAGUGUUCAGCAGAUCUAA